This is a messenger RNA of Betta splendens (Siamese fighting fish), 1233 nucleotides long. RefSeq names its product DCN1, defective in cullin neddylation 1, domain containing 5 (S. cerevisiae) (gene dcun1d5). Gene Ontology annotation, cellular component: ubiquitin ligase complex. The coding region runs from base 153 to 905 and encodes 250 amino acids. Gene Ontology annotation, biological process: positive regulation of ubiquitin-protein transferase activity; protein neddylation. The record is from RefSeq and is a predicted model, not a curated record. Lineage: Eukaryota; Metazoa; Chordata; Actinopteri; Anabantiformes; Osphronemidae. The transcript is spliced from 7 exons. Gene Ontology annotation, molecular function: cullin family protein binding; ubiquitin conjugating enzyme binding; ubiquitin-like protein binding.
AGUCCGACAUUGUUUUGGCGAACGAACACACCGACUCAAUGUUAGUUUUAGUGACUUCCGAUUGGCGUAACCGGGCGUCAUUAGCUCCUGCGUGUAUUACGAUCUUAGCGUACUUACGCUUAUCCUUAGACAGGAGCUUAAGAUAAGACUCAAUGUCGCCCGCUCUGGCCCCAGGCAAACACUUAACUAUGACCGCUGGAUUCUCUAACUUCACGUUUCGGACUAUGGAGUCACCGAUGAUCAGAGAGGAAAAGGGGGAAGCCAUAGCAGGAAAUUUCACUCGACCUCAGGUUCGUGAUGCGAGGCCCAUCAGUGCUGGGAAACUGUUCUCCAGUAAGAAGUGCCUGGCCUGGUUUCACAAGUAUGCUGGCCCUGACGCGCUGGUCGGUCCAGAAGCCAUGGAGAAGUUCUGUGAAGACAUUGGAGUGGAGCCAGAGAACAUCAUCAUGUUAGUCUUAGCCUGGCACCUUAAAGCUGCCAAUAUGGGUUUCUUCACCAAAGAGGAGUGGCUCAGGGGAAUGACCAUACUACAGUGUGACUGCACAGAGAGGUUACAGAGCAAACUGGAUUACAUGUGCAGUGAGCUCAGCGACGCUGCCAUCUUCAAAAACAUCUACAGAUAUGCCUUCGACUUCGCCAGAGAUAAGGACCAGAGGAGUUUGGACAUGGACACGGCUAAAUCAAUGCUGGCCUUGCUGCUGGGCAGAACGUGGCCUCUCUUCCCAGUGUUUCAUGAGUUUCUGGAGCAGUCCAAGUACAAGGGCAUAAACAAGGACCAGUGGUAUAAUGUUUUGGAGUUCAGCAGGACCAUCAACACAGACCUCAGUAACUAUGAUGAAGAUGGAGCCUGGCCAGUGCUGCUGGACGAGUUUGUGGAGUGGCGGAAAGCUUGGUCAGCAUCGUAGCAGAUGUCAUUAAGCCAAAAAUGAGAAACACAGGAGUCGCCUGUUUAUCACUCAAGCAAAAAGAAAACUGUGAUUUAAGACCACGUCAACCAACACAAACUACGACAUCAGGGCCGUUGUGGUGUCGCAUCUCAUCAGAUCGCUGGCCUUUCGCGCACUAAUUAGACGUUUUAUAGUGUUAAUUCAGAGAACGGAUCACAAACCAAGUGGAGGACUGAAAGAAGAGCUCUGGACUUGUUUUCUUGAUACAGCAAUUAUUUUUGUUCUCAUUUUGUGUCUUGUUUAUAGAUGUUUUCACAUAAAUAAAACCAAACUGGAAACAUAAGAA